Raphanus sativus (radish) is the source of this 628-nucleotide messenger RNA. RefSeq lists its product as uncharacterized. NCBI's taxonomy places the organism in Eukaryota, Viridiplantae, Streptophyta, Magnoliopsida, Brassicales, Brassicaceae. The transcript has 2 exons. The coding region runs from base 37 to 432 and encodes 131 amino acids. The record is from RefSeq and is a predicted model, not a curated record.
UGAGAGAGAGAGAGAGAGAGAGAGAGAGAGACUCAAAUGUUGAUCUCAAUGGCGACUAUGUUUUUAGCAAAGAGAGUAAACAUUAACAUACACAGGGUUUACAACAGAAGUGCUCCAUCUUUUGCUAAUGGAGGAGUCAUUACCACCGCAAGCCCUAGUUACUUCUCAUCCAACGGAAACGAUGGAGGAGAGAAGUCAAAGAAAGAGGGAAUGGGGACAACUACAGAUGGCAAGGCUCCGAAUGUGACGAUGAGUCAUGCGGCUGACACAUCCAGAGAUGGGUUGGAACGAGCAGUAGAUGUAGCGAACGAGGAGUGUGGAGAUGCAAGCAAGCAGAAGAGCGAAGAGAAUGAUAAAGGAAGUGAAGAAGAAGAGGAUGUAGCUGUGGGUGAAGAUGGAACUGUUGAAGGCCAGAAUCAGUCAUCAGGAUGAGAAUAUUACCACAUAGAUAAUGUUAUGACAUACAUCAAUGUUAUGUAGAAACCGUGAGAUGUAAGGAGAAAGCAAAGUUGUUGUGAGAAACUGUGCCUGUGUUAGAGUAUGGCAAAAAGUAUUUGAUAAUAGCAGUUCAAAUACGUUUUACAUGUCUACAUCUCUGCGUUUAGCCAAGUAUUUACUUCAGUUUUGU